Messenger RNA from Caretta caretta (loggerhead turtle), 1805 nucleotides. RefSeq names its product histone H2A type 2-C-like. Gene Ontology annotation, cellular component: nucleosome. Gene Ontology annotation, molecular function: protein heterodimerization activity; DNA binding; structural constituent of chromatin. The record is from RefSeq and is a predicted model, not a curated record. NCBI's taxonomy places the organism in Eukaryota, Metazoa, Chordata, Testudines, Cheloniidae.
AUGGUUUAGUAGCGUUUAGGGGCUAAGUGUAGCGUCGUGAUGUCUGGCCGUGGAAAGCAGGGAGGCAAAGCUCGGGCGAAGGCCAAGUCGCGCUCGUCUCGUGCGGGGCUGCAGUUUCCUGUGGGCCGCGUGCAUCGGCUCUUGCGCAAGGGGAACUAUGCGGAGCGAGUGGGUGCCGGCGCCCCCGUUUACAUGGCCGCGGUGUUGGAGUAUCUGACUGCUGAAAUUUUGGAGCUGGCUGGCAACGCGGCCCGGGACAACAAGAAAACCCGCAUCAUCCCCCGCCACUUGCAGCUGGCUAUCCGCAACGACGAGGAGCUGAACAAGCUGCUGGGCAAAGUCACCAUCGCCCAGGGCGGGGUCCUGCCCAACAUCCAGGCGGUGCUGCUGCCCAAGAAAACCGAGAGCCACAAAGCAAAGGGCAAGUGAGAAGGCUGUUAGUAUUCGAAUUAACUGAACCCAAAGGCUCUUUUAAGAGCCACCCACGAGUUCAAAAAGAGCUGAUAAUCUUGGAAAAUGAUAGGGGAGAUGAAAAAGCGUAAGAAGUGUAAGUAUUAGUCUGUGAGCAGGCAUGCAACGGAUUGCAGGUAGUUUGCUAUGCUUCUGGAGUGUUACCAGAGAGCUGAGGUUUGGUGUCAAACUUUUUUUUUCUAUUAAAAGACCAAUCUCAUUUCUAAGGGGUUUGGAGUGAAAUGCAUUAGGACCCAUGCAUCAGCUAAAAUGGAGAAUAGUCUGUACUUGAUUUUUGCAGUGAAGUUACUGCCUUAUUCUUCCUUAUGUCAGAUAUUUAAGGAAAAAUAAGAAUAAAGUGGUUUGGAUGAAAUGAUGGUUCUGUUCUAUAUUUUGGGAUGUGAGUGCAGAUGCAAGGAUUAAUCCCUGUUUCUGCUUUUGUGCAAGUGCAUCUUUCACAGACUCUGUUCUGGCUCAGAGCAGGAUGGAGAUGAAUAACAGCUCUACGCUGAGGGGGAGAGGGAGGAUGUUGAUUUGCAAAAUCUACCCUGGUUUUCCUGCUUUCAUACAGCAGCCACAAAAUAAAUGGUUCAGUUUAUAAUUUUAUUCACAAACCGAGACCAUGCUACUAUGCCCAUAUGUGAAAUAAAUUGGGUGUGUCUCAUUGCAAUGAGUCUCUCCAGAUUAAAAUCUAAACCUGGAAAUUGACAUCAAGAAUGACUAUAUUGCUUCAGACUAAUGGUCUGUCUAGCCCAGUAUCCUGUCUUCCAAUAGUAGCUGGUGACUAGCAUUUCCAAGGGAAUCAACAGAACAUACAAUUGAUCCAUCCUUUGUCCACUCCCAGUCUUGGGUAGUCAGAGGGUUAGGGAUACUCAGGGUUGCAUCCCUGACCCUCUUGGCUAAUAGCCAUUGGACGGACUUAUCCUCCAUGAAUUUAUCUAAUUUUCUGAGCCCUGUUCUAGUUUUGUUUGUUUAUAUGGAGAAAAAAUAGAGGAGGGGAAGAGCCCCUCUCUUCUCGGUCACACUGAAAUGCUUUAUAGAAAUGUUGCACCAUAAUGAAGUACGCCCCAGCCCCAGCAUGGGGUUUGGGGAGCAUGCCCCCUUUCCACUGUUCCAUUUUCCCCUAUAUCAGAGCCUUCCAAUCUCCCUUCUUUGGCACAAGUUCUGUGUGUCCCCAUUCCUCCUUCCCCCAGCAGGAGCCCUGAGUGAAUGCCUGUUACCUCCUUCCUUCUCAUGUGAGGGCUUCUGUGUGCCACAUUUCCUCCUGUCCCACUACAAGGGUCCUCCAUUCUCUCCUCCCAGGCCAGGGGCUGUGCAUUCUCCCCAUGCCUCCCUGCCCCCACACACUAUUCUUG